AAACACUCAACAUGGCAGACCGAGGUAUGAGUGGUUUUGUGGAAAAUCAUUCAAUCUGAUUUGAAAAAUAACUCCUUUUUUACCUGAUUUUGACUUCAUAUUCUUUCGUAGGAAGCCAAUUACAACAAGGAAUCAAAGUUUUGACUUUUCCAGAGAAGUCCUUGCCAGAGUUUCCGGAAUUGGAUCUUAAAGUCCCUUGUAUUUUCUGUGAGAAGGAAUUCCCAAACACCUCAGGGAAAAAUGAUGCUGUGCUGCAUCACAUGCUGAUAGAACAUCAACUUGUUAUCGGAGACGUUGGUCAAGUCUGUGACCUGAGGAGGUACGAGAACACGUCGUUUCAAGGAAGGGAACUUUUUUUGUAACUCAUCGUUGAGUUUCGACACCUUAUGUCAUUAAAUAAUUAGAUAAACAGAAAUUUAUAUUCCGCAGGGACAAAUUCACCGGGUGGCUCUUCGUCUGAAUUCGAAUUCAUUAUGCUUUGCACAGGUAUCUUUGUUACUGGAAAACAAGACUAAAAGAGAAACCCAUAACAGAGGUGUGUCCAGUCAUCAACAUCAAUUCCAAACCUGAUGGUACGUUUGCUACAUAUUCCACCUUGAUGAUAUUAUUUGUUUAGUCCCUUUGGUACUUUAACUGCUGAUAAUAGUUAGGAAGUAAUCACCUUUAGGCCCUUGUUAUGUCAGCUGAUAAUGCCCAUGACUGAGAGAGAAUAUUAGGCCAAGAAGCAAAGCUUUGGGUGCACAAUUGUAAAAUUUUGAGGACAAUCUCUCACCCAAGGACAUUAUCAGCUGACUCCUUAGCAAACCAGAAGGAGGUUUAUUUAUUUUAUAAACCUCCCAUUAAUUUUAAUAUUACAUGUUGACAAAAAAAAGUGCAAUUAUUUUUUUGAACUUAACAGAGCAGCAUUUGGGUAGUUUUUUUAAAGUCACAAAGCAAGUUUGUUUUUCAUCCAUGUGAAGGAAUAAAGAUGAAGAAAAGAAAACUCUUGAGUUGGGCUUUUCCUGAGGCUUUCCAUCUUUUUUAUAGAAAUAAUCAGAGUAAAAAUUUGGAUGUAGAUGGGGGUUAUUGCAUCAGAACUAUCUGGUGAUUUUGCACCAUGUGAUGUAAAGUAGCCAAUAGAAUAUUAAUGGAUGGGUCAUGACAAAUUGUGCUGACCCUUUGACCCCUGAAGAGUGACUAGCAUGUAAUUUUUCCCAUACAAUGUCACCCCCAAAUCAAACAUGAAGUUCACAAGAUUAAAGGAAAUGAUUACCAACUAAAGAUGCUCUUGGUCAUUGACCCUUUCACUCCCUUUCAUCUCUAACUGCAGCACAUUUCUGAGAAUUUAGAGUUAGAUCAAGAAAAAAACUUCUAUUUGAUAAGUUUGAGUAUUUCCAUUAAUAGCUGUUUGCUAAAUAAUGGAUGGAUAAUAUUGGGAGAAGUUGCAUGUUAAUCAGUUGUGGGAGUUAAAGUGUUAAACAAAUUCUCUUUGUUAGCACCUCAGGAGAUGUACAGAGGAAAGUAUCGAGAAUCUGCACAGUAACAAUGGGAUGGUAGAGUUAAGAGGGAAUGAGGACAAUUUUGCUGUUAAUCUUGAAUCAGAUCAGAGUUUCCAAAACAUUCUGGGAGUUCCCAUUUCAUAAGAUUGCAUUUGAUUAUUAGGGAAAUGCUAUCAGUUAGUGAUCCCUAUAAGAGUUGUAGAUUUGAUCCAAUGAUUAAGAUUACUAACCCUUAAAACCCAACAUUAGUAUGCAAAUUCUCCAUACUGUUCUCUGUAUUUCCCAUGGUACUUACAAGGAUAACUUUAUUUGUCCAACAAUCAAUAGCUUCCUGAGUUUGCAAUAGUUUCCUUUAUUCUUAUAACCUUAUGAUGCUUGAUUCAGGGGUGAGAUGAUAUUGAUCUUAGUGGCUAAAGGGUUAAUACAAUUAUGUGGACAAGAAAGAAGUCAUAAAUAAAUUGAAUUUGCUCUUAAAAAUAUUAUUAAUUUGUUUAGUUAACCCUUUACCCCCCUAGCAUCAGUAUCCAUGUGUUCCAUACUAUUCACAAUACAUUUCCUAAGGUGCUGACAAAGAGAGUUUAUUUAAAAUCAACAGCUGCUUUAGUUGGUGAUCAUUUUUCUCUAUUCUCACAACCUUAAUGUUUGAUUCAAGGGGUGAUAUUUUAAGGAGAAAUUAGAUGUUAGUCACUCUCAGGGGUUAAAGAGUUUAAGCUUUUCUUUUAAACUUAGAGUUCUCAAUAGAAAUGUUGUCACUAUGUGCUUUAGUAGAAUAUAAUGAUUUGAACAAAAAUGUUUUUCAUUUUGACAGAUAUUGGUCCUAAGAUUCAAUACUUCCUCUUGUGUGAUUCACUUCCUGAAGAUAGGAAUCUAAGGGAAGAUUUGCAACGUCAGAGGCUGGUAGGGUUAGGUGUUUCCUACUUACUUUUAAACCUUUACAGCCUAACAUAAGAAUACAUGUUCUCCAUACUGCUCUCUAUGCAUUUCUUAAGAUGCAUAAGGAGAAUUUGUUUAACAAUCAGUAGUUCAUUUAACUGGCAAUCAUUUCCUGUAUUCUUGUUACCUUUAAAUUUAAUUCAGGGAUGACAUUGUAGGAAGAAAUUAGAUGCUUGUCACUCAUAGGGGUUAUAGAGCUAAGUCACAAUUUGGCCUGUCCUAGUUACCUGUAUGCAUGCAUGGUUUCACCCUCCUAAACUAGAAUCUGGUUUUCAAGUAUUUUAAUCAGGAAUGGUAAAGAAACAACUUACAAUUUCUUUUCUCGAAAGGAAGAUGUUCUUGAGUGUCAGCAGCGAGAAAGAUCAGAUACACACUUUUCAAGAGGCUGUCUUUUCUGUAAACAACACUUUGAAGGCAACAGGUUUGUUGAACAUACCAUGUGCUAGUGAGGCUUUUGAAUGUAUUUUUCUUCGAUUCUGAUGUAGCUUUUUUAAUGCUUAAAAAGAAGCUUUUUGGAACAUGGUUAAUGGUUAGUGGGCUAAACUUUGCAUUAAGAAGCCUUGCAGUCAGUGUGUUGUGCUCUCAGGCAAAAUAAUUUAUUCUCACGAGGCCUCUCUUUACCAAGGAGAAUAUAAUUAUAAUAGGUACUGAAUAAUUUUCAGGAAAAGCCUAAAAUUAUUUCCUAAUUGUUCAUACUGGAGCUGUUGCUAAUUUUCUCUUUCCCAAAGACCUGAAAGCCACAAGGGAGUCUUUGGGAGUUGAAGGGGGUUUAAAAUUGUUUUUUGGAAUGAUGAUUAUCAUUCUUUUGUCAAUUAUACCUACCUGACAGGUGUGUAGAUUCAUGAAUUGUAAUAAUAAUUCAUUGCUUUCAAUAAGUCCUUUCACCUGCCAAAGCUAUAGAGGGUUUUCUGUUGUGACUAACUGGGUAUACUUUGGAAGCUUUCAAGCAAACUCACUGAGCCUAAAACAGCUCAAAAUCUUCUAGAGUUCUUUCAGGCAACUUUUACCUCUAUAAACAAGUUUUGAUAAAAAUUUAUUGAUAUUGUCUUAUCAUAUAUUCCAGCAUACAUUUCAUACAUUUCCAGUGAAAAAAGAUUUUAAGUUUCCAAGAACACACUUACCCAAAUUUUGGCACCCAGAAACCAUAUGUCAUUUUAAAGGACUUUUUGUGUGAAACUCAGGGAGCAGGUUUGCACAUCAGCAAAUGGAAGACUUUAAUUAGAAAUAAAAGGAUCGGUUAAACAAUUGUAACAAAGGAGAGGAAAUUUAAUAAUCAUCUAUGGUAGUUUAACACCCAAAACUCUGUUUGAAGCCAGUUUAUUCUGAAUGGAAGUAACGGGAUAACAAGAAGGAAAUUGUUUUUCAUAUUAUUCUCCAGCAGGUGCUUUACCAAGGCAACCUCCUUCAUCAAAUCUUAUUGAAAGCACUGUAAUAUACAUGUGGCAAAAUAUUUUCUAAAACAACUUUCUCUUUCAUUUAAGCUACUCUAUCUGACAACAAAAACAAUAACAAUACUUUGUUUAAGCUGGCUAGACAGAGGAGCAUGUGGCUCGUUGGAACGUGGGCAUGAAAAUAAAUACCUAAAGAUAAAUAGCAAUGAAUAUAAUAAUGAAGAGCUUAAAUAAUGUAAAUUUUAAGUUCUGUACUACUAGGUACAAACAAAUGCUCCUAUAAACUACUAUGUACUACAUAGUUGGAUAAGUAGAUGUGCACAUGUAAAGAGGAUUCAAGUUGAUCAAAAUUGUUUUGCAGACAACUGGUCAGAGACUAAUCACAUAUUGUGUUCUAUCCUUAGGUCAUCAUUAUUUACACAUAUGGCAUCAGAUCAUGGAUUUAAUGUAGGCCUUCCUGAUAACUUAGGUGAGAUAAGUAUCUUAUCUUAAGAUACCUAAAGAAUUGGAUCAAAGUUUAAUCCUUAAACUCUCUAAGAUCUGAUGAUUGAUUCUCCCCUCUAGCUGCUACACAUUUCCUAGUUAAUUAGUUAUGAGAAUGUGGUGUUAGAUCUAGAUAACAACUUUAUCCUCUUUACCUGUUUGAUGUAUAAUGUAUGGAUAUUAUUAGGAGAAGUUGCAUGUUAAUCGCUUCUGGAAAUUAAUGGGUUAAUUAUUCAUGUGCUCUGUAGGAGCACUGGGUUUAAAAUUUAAGGUUGUUUUUCAGUAUCACAAAUCACUAGAGUGCACGUGUGGGUCCAAACCUUUUUUAUGUAGGCUUCAACAGAUAAGUUUUUUUCACUUGUAUUCAAAUGCUUAUUACAUGCCUAGUAGAGACAUUCAUAUGAACUUUUUGUGUCAGAUAACUGUGAAAACUAUUUGGAGGUUGUGCUGAGAUUUUACCAUGAUUACAAGCACCCACCCAAAUACAUGAAGAUAUGCAUCUAGAUGAUAUGUGAUGAUACCAAAUAACUUACCCACACAAUUAAUGUUUUUUUUCCCUUUUCUCCUAGUGAAUGUAAAUGAAUUCCUAGACACUUUGGAAACAAAAUUAACCAAGUAAGCUUGUGAAAAUAUUGUCUUGGAGAUAAUUCUUGUGUGUUUUAACAUUUGUUAUUGUAUGAUGGUGUUAAAAAUAUUUAUGAUAUAAUGAUGAUAAUGAUGAUGAACACUUCCACCACUAUCAGUGUCAUAAGGUUGAAAAAUAUCCUGCGUUGUUCAUGCAGAAAUUAGGCAAAUGUACAGUAAUGUUUUCUAAAUUCAAUUUUAUGAGAAAAUUUUAAUUAUCUUGUGUAUUGUGGGUCUGCUUUCACUGCCUGUUACAACAAAAGUUCAAAACAAGUGAAUUGGAAAGCAAAGUAUGAUCAUUUAUGCUCUCUGUAAUCAAAGUUUUGAAGAAACCUGAACAUCAGAGGAAUUACAAGCUCAAAUUUCCUCGAAACUAUGUGGUGAAAUUCAAAACUUAAAAUAGAAAUAGUUCAGAUAGAUUGUGCUACUUGAGAAGACAAAUGAACAUUGAUAAUUGAAUUCUAGUCAAGUCUUACUUAUUCUUAUCUUGAUAUGAAUAUGCCAAUGUAGACCUCUUGGACUCCUUUUGGGAGAAGUGAGUCUAAAUGUUGCUCUACAGACUCAAAGCAUAAUAAAACUUGCUUCUAGUAAUUUUCUUUAAGUUUGCAGUGUUUAUUUUGUGAGAAAUUAUUCAAAGACAGAACAGCACUCAAAGAUCACAUGAGAAAGAAACAACACAAGAAAAUCAACCCCAAGAAUAAGGAAUAUGAUCGAUUUUAUGUCAUAAAUUAUCUGGUAGGUUUAAGGACUUGGAUCGUUUUUGGUUAUUGUUGUUAAUUGAUAUUAAGAGGACAUUCACAAUUUAGAAGCCAGAUCAUUUGUAAGUUUUGAGGGGUAAUGUCAAAUUUUGAUUUUUCUUUUCUGUUGCGAAAGGUGACCUCGUCAUGCGAUGAACAACAUGUCAAUGAUAAUUUUGCUGUUGUAUUUGUUCUUUACGAAAAGGAAUUGGGAAAAACUUGGGAAGACAUUCAAAAUGAAAUUGAAGAGGAAGAAGAUGUAGACUCUAAAACUGAUAAGAGUGAUGAAGAGUAAGUUUCAUUGAUCGAUUUUUCAUCUUUAAGGAUAUUAUUGGCCUCAUAUGGGUUAAUAACAAAUGCAAUUGAAAAGGCAUUCAAAGUAUUUUAGGUUUGCAUUAUGCUAUCAACUACCUUCAGAGAUUUAUGGGGAGCCAUUUGUGCCAAAAAUAGAAAUCACUUGUAAUAAAACGCAAUCGUUAGUGCUAAAAUUUCAAUCGCUAGAGAUAAAACUCGAUCGUUAGUGCUAAAAUGUCAAUCGCUAGUGAUAAAACUCGAUCGUUAGUGCCAAAAUAUAAAUCGCUAGUGAUAAGGCUCAAUCGUUAGUGCUAAAAUAUCAAUCGCUUAUGAUAAAACUCAGUCGUAAGUGCUAGAAUCGAUUUGUUAACGAUUUUAACUCGAACUGGUCUCCCGCUUGUUAAGCGAAGAUGAACCUAUCACAUCUUGCUUACUGUCUUGAAAUCUGAUAAGUGACAAUGAAAUGAGGAUAAAGGUAAAGACAGACCGGCACUAACUCCCCAUGUGGCUUUUGUGGUAGCGCCGCAUUAUCGCUUUCAUAAUAUUUUUCUCUCAUAAACCAAACUUUUCCCUGAGGUAGUGCGCUGGGAUCGGAAAAAACAAAGAACCACAUCCGUUUCGUGUUAAAUCAAACUGGAUGCCACCUGUUCAGCCUACCAUUGCCCUUGAGAGGGACUUGAGAGCCACUUGGAAAAUGUCAAAGCACAGCUUGCAGAGAUCACUUAAACCAAGCCGAAAAAUAAUUUGUCACGAAAAGAGGUCACGGCUCUAAAAGAGUUGAAAAACAACUCUGCUUUAAACCUCCAAAAAGCAGACAAAGGUACAACAACAGUUACAAUGAAUAAGAUAGGAAAAAAGGAAGAGGCCAAAGUGCAACUCGACAACAGAGUUCACUACAAACCUCUUAGAGCAUCGAUAGUCAGGCAAGGGUUAAUGGAAUCAUUGACCAAAUGAAUUGCGGCAAACACAUUGAUGACAUGACCAAGAAAUGGCUUUCACAAACUCCCAAUCCGCCUAGAAUCCCAAUAUCCUAUACGCUCACGAAAAUACACAAACCUAUACCGGUCGGUAGACCUAUAAUAGGGACCUUAAGCAAACCACGACGGCAACGAGGACGUGGAAAAACAAAAGAUCUAAUUGGCAGAACAGUAGCUCAGCACGCGCGUAUUAAAACUUUGUACAUUCUUAGCCGUCUUUUGCAAAACAACAACGUGAAAUCACCACAAUUUGAGUCGUCUGGGAACCAAAACCGCGACGGCAAAUUAUUUUAAUUUCCAUUUGGAACUCAACGCUUCUUUUAUACGCUAUGCUGAAGUUGAGGUGUGGCACCGUAUGAGACGGUAAACAAAUGCAUCCAUUUUUGAAAUUCUAAUCAAAGGCAGAAAUUCAUUUUUUUUAAUCGGAGUCUUCCUUAGCGUUGCCGUCCUGACUGCCUAAAGUCCCUAAUCUCAGGUCGCGACGGCCCUACUGAGAGAAUAUCAUCUUUUGUGGAGACACUACUCCAGCCUAUCGCGCAAAUGCAACAAUCCUGGAUACCACUGCUUCUAUCGACUUCUUAGAAAAAACAAGAUAGGAAAAGGCACUAUUCUAGUAUCAAUGGACGUUCCUAGCUUGUACAAAUAUACCUCGAGAUGAAGGAACGAAUAUAGUAUGUGAAGCAUACGAAAAGUUUCACAACCAUAACGCACCUAUCCUAACGCACUACCUUAGGGACAUGCUUGGCUCAAUCCUUAAAGAAAAUUCGUUUCAAUUCAGUGAGGAGAACUUCCUCUAAACACACGGAACCGCUAUGGGUACGAAAAUGGCAGUGUCAUUUGCCAAUAAUUUUAUGGCGGAAACUGGAACGAAAUUUAUCCUACAAAGCGAAACCAAGCCAAGAGAAUGGAGACGUUACAUAGACGACGUUUUCUCCCUUUGGGAUUGCGACAGAAAAGAUGUAGAUAGGUUUAUUAAACGAGCUUAUUUCCACCUUACUAUCAAAUUCACGGCCGAAAUAUCAGAGAACCAAAUCACUUUUCUCGAUAACAGAUUGUUUAAAGGAGAAAGAUUCGGAUCCCAUCUUGGACUUCAAAACCCAUUACAAGCCGUCACCGAGAACUUCGCUUCGUGCCACCCAUCACGCGUAAAAUAUGGCUUCAAUAAAGGCGAAGCAAUAAGAUUGUCUAGAACCAACUCUUCGAAAGAAACAUUUAAAGAGGGCCUUUUGAAAUUUAAACAACGCCUCAAAGCAAGAGGGUACCCGGAAAACAUCAUAGAGAGGUCUCUAUCAGGGGUCAACUUUGCCUUUAGACAAUCAGCUCUUACACGUACACAAAAGCCAAAAGGUCACGAACGUUUAUUGCCUUUUGUGACAACGUACCACACGGCUUAAUCCUUAAAAAUAAAAAAUUUCAAACAAAUACUGAUGGAGCAUUUGAGUCUGAUACACAAUCAGCCCUUGCUGACAACAAUUUUUACAAAACCUCCGAUCAUCUCUUACCAAGGAAAAUCCCUUUAAACACGCUUGUGAGAGCAAAAAUGUAAUUUAAAGGCGAUAAUGCGACGCGACCACAAGAGCCACAUGUCGACACAUGGGGAGUCCGUGCCGGUCUGUCUUUACCUUUAGUCUCAUUUCAAUGUCCCUUAUCAGAUUUCAAGAAAGUAAGCAAGAUUUGAUUGGUUCUUCUUUGCAUAACAAGCGGGAGACUGGUUCACAAGCGAAUGAUGUUUAAGCACUAACGACUGAGUUUUAUAAAUAGCGAUUGAUAUUUUUGGCACAAUUGGCUCCCCAUCAUAACAAACUUCAUGAUGUUUGGCUGAAUUCCAGUGCUGCUGUUAGCUAAAAAAGUGCCUUUAACCCCUAAAUGUCGUGUGUAAUCAAGUAACUAAAGGUGUAACAUUCUAUCCUGUUGUACACUGGUAAUUUGUGAUUCAAUAUUUUUCUUAACAUGUUAUACAUUCUAUGUAGUUAAUAUUUUAACUUUUGUUCAAAAACAUGUUUCUUUCACCAUCCAAAGUCUCCCGAUAACAAGAGGUUUCUCCUGUGUCCACAUCAAUGUUAAGGGUCUGUGUGAACGUUUAAUACUAAUCAAAAAACUGAAAAAUCAAAGGUAUCAGUUUAAUUUUUUCUCUAAAUCACAAACCAACAAACCAACAGACAAUGGGUUAUAGGCCUGAAGUCUCUCCUUCAAGCUGAGUGUCUCAGUUUGCUAAAAUUUAAAUCAAUUAACAAACAAGGCGAGGCUGCCCUGUUUUCCUCCACUGAUAAAUUAACACCAAAAAUAAUUUCUCGGCAGUGACUGGAGUGACUGGAAGGGUGAUUUACCACCGUGUGUUUGCUUGUUCUGUGAAUCUUCUAGCCCUGCCACUAAUGAGAUUCUACAGCACAUGAAGGUACACGUACAUGUAGAUAGAGGUGAAGCCAGUGUCCAUAAUUGACUGUCAAAAAAAAGUAGAAUUUGAUAUUUGUCAUUCACCGGUUGAUAUUUACUGCCCUGAAGCACGCAUUACAUUGCUGAUUCUACAUACAAACAUUGUCACCGUUCAUUGUUUUGUCUUUACUUAGUCGUUGAACAACAUUCUCUCUCUCUCUCUCUCUUAGGAGGAGCAUUUAUUCGAUUUUUACACUAUUAAGAGCUCUUUUGGUAAGUUUGAUGUAUGGCAACAGUUUAAUCAACAACCGCAGUAUAAUAGUAAAGUCGAUAUUAAUUAAAAACAGCACUCUGAACCCUCAAACUCCGAACAGUUUUCCUCAAAAUUUGAUUCACCUUCCAGUUAACAGAUGAUCAAAAUGUACAACCCUUUCAUAUUGAGGGUGUAAAACAGUAAAUUCUAUAUUAGGAAUUGGACAACAUUUCGCUAAGUAAAUUGCUAGAAAACCUGCACCUCUUUCCCGUGGUUAGGGAAACUUGCUUGAUUUUACCUUGGGGUUCUCAUCAGCUCCAUGACAUGUUAUCUCAUGUUGUAAUUUGCCGUCGUCAUUACUUUGGUUUUUGGUUCUGCUUUUUCGAAACUCGAUCAAAAUGCACUAUAAGAGGAUCUUUCGAGUAUAAGGUUUAACCCUUACACUCUGACAGACAGCUUUAAAUAGCUUAGCGUUCAAGGUCAAAUUCAAUAUUCUUCAUACCUUGGGGUAACUUCGUGUCUUUGGAGCUCGUGGAGCUAAUUAAAUAUUACAGAAACCUACAACACAAACUCAAUUUGGCUGAACGAAGUGAAUUAAUCAGUCAGUCAAUCUUGAUAGUAAAAUUGUCAAUCAGUGAUAAUAGCUAAUUCACAUUAUAUUUGUACAUAGACAUUUAUUUAUGAACAGGCUAAAAGGUCUAAAUUAUUAUUUUUUCAAUUAGGUCUGGACUUUUAUCACCAAGUUAAAAUCGUCAAUUACAUAAGAAGACAGGUAUAUGUUUAUAUGUUUAUGUGCAGUGUCAGUUGCAAGCGCUUGAUCUACACAGAUUUAGACCAGUGUCCUAGAAGAUGUUCAUAUCAGUCCGUUAGCGGAUUUGGACCGACCCCGGCGAUUUAAAUCCUCGGACUUCUUUUCCGCCAUUGAAUCUCAACAUUAUCGGUGUACUUCUUGGUUUUUAUUUUGUUUUGUUUUGUUCUACUGAUCUUUUGGUGUCAAACACCGUGAGAACUUUGUUGCCGGCGGCCGACCGAUUGUUUGCCGACUGUUGGCCGAUAGUCGGUUGAGGGAAGCUGUUCUUCACAGUUACCUUUAUAGUGGGUUGGUUUGGAGGUCAGUCAUGGUGGGUGGAACGAAACUGCGAUAAGAGGGUAUUAUCAUUAACCAGUCCCCACUGUAUUUUUGCAGGUUUACAAAAAUAACUGUAUUAAGUGUCAAGAGAAUUUCCAAGACAAGGUCACUGUUUUAGAACACAUGAAAAAAGCUCAACACUUCUCUGUACCUGAAGACCGUACGGUGUGGGAUCAACCACAGUGAGUUUUUAUCUCCUUAAUUUUGAACUUUUUAGUUCACUUUACAAAUGUUAUGUAAUUGAAAUGUUAUGUAGUUAGAUGUUUCUGGGCUUCUUGUUGAUACGUUCUAGAGUUCGAUGUUUCUAUAGUUUUCACCGUUUAAAGUGUUUUAUUUGCAUGAAACUUUUGGACUUUUUAUCGGCGCAAGGUACACAUCUGUGAGUGUUUUCUCUCUAAAUUAUUAGUGCUUCAGAUUGUUUAUUACACGGUCCUAUGUGCCGCUAUCUCGCACAGAGCACAGGUGUGGUGUCAGCUCCCAUGGUUAUGAAAACACAGCCAAUUGGAAAAAUCAGCGCGUAGCUUUUUGGUAAUAGUAUUUGGUUGCAGUUGGAGUUGUAGCUGGAUUUAAUAGACGUUGUAACAGCAAGGCAGUAGUACAUUUAACAAGAUGCUAUUGUGAUCCAAGACUCCUGAUACCCUUCGCUCAGCGAGUCUGCUCAAGCUAUCUUCCCCCAGGGUCGCAACACAAACAAUAGCAACAAUACAUAAUUCAAGCAAAGGACUACACGUCAGGAAAAUCGAUAAAAUGUGCCUGUUUUCAUUUCCAGGUAUUAUUUCCCAACUUACGAAAAUGACGCAUUGUUGUGCAGUUUGGAAGAUGACGAAGAAGACGAGACAGAGGACAGAGAUGAUUUUGCACAAAAUACUGAUGCAUAAGGAUCAAAGUAACUCAAAUAAAUAGGGUGCCUCACAUUGGCUGAUGGAGGGGACUCAGUUCUACAGCAAUUGCGAGGACCUAGGCGAAUGACCUAGGUCAGAAUGCGUACCUGAAUUCCGUUUACGAAUUGGAUUCCUGAUUAAUCUACACCAGAAGUGGGUCUCCUGGCGAGGUUUUUACCCGUCACCGGCUUUAGCGAAUACAAGCAUGUGGUGUGUUCAUCAAAUUCGUUUGGAUUUUGUUCUGCAUGUUUCAUUGUCUCUUGCCUUCUGCUGAGCUUGCCUCUGAGCAGCUCGUGUCUCAGAUUUCUUCCUACAAUAACCCAAAUUACCCUAUACUUGAGUCGAUGAACGUUUUUUUGGAAGUUGGAGAAAGAAAAAUCCCCCCCCCCUUAUACUCGAGAGAUCGCACUUAUAGCGAGGAAUAAAACAACCUCGUUCGAGGAGGACAAAUCCAUAACUUUAGGAUAGUUUGAGAAUUGAUUACGUUUAUGUGAUAUUAUUCGCAGUUCUUCUUUUCUGUCCUCAAGGAUGCGCUUAAAACCAACAAAAUCCCUUAGUUAUACUAUGCCCAAACAAGAAAUCGGCUCCUGCAACCUGAUGGCUGCUAUAACCCACAAACUGAGGAAGUGAUUAACUUUUAUUUUUGGUGGGGGGGGGGAGGCCUCUGAUAUUGUGUAUAAAAACCAGCGUCACAGCCCAAAGUUGUGAAGAGUUAGUAAGGUGUAUUUAUUGACUGAUGAUUUUUCCAUGGAACAAAAGAGAUUCUUAAGUGUUAGGUAGUGUGGA
Messenger RNA from Pocillopora meandrina, 12339 nucleotides. NCBI's taxonomy places the organism in Eukaryota, Metazoa, Cnidaria, Anthozoa, Scleractinia, Pocilloporidae. The record is from the annotation of a GenBank genome assembly.